GCGUUCGAAAUGCGCUGCCGCCAUUUGCGCCACGUCUCUGUUUGCUCGGCGUCCCGAUAAGCAUCGUUUUUAAUGAGUGCAGCAGGAGACGCUUCAUUAGCGACAUAGUACUUCUGUUCGUUUUCACUUUCGUCAGGUGUGUGUGUGGGCGCGCCGAAUUUGUAGCCUGCUCCCGAAUUUCGCGUGCCAAGGCACAAUGAUAACGACGAAGCGCCGCGUGCUGGGCGCACGCUUGGCGAAGCCGGCCGCAAGGAUGCCUAACCAAAGCUUUGCACCCCGUGGUCGAGGUGGGUAUCAACCUCGUGGAGGACUGCGCACCGCCCGUGGCUCGGCCGGAUUCCGGAGCCCACCAAUAAGACCUGCUGCUUCCAGAGUUGGUUCCGCAACUGGCUUUCGAUCUGCGGGGUUUCGCAACUCCUUUAGACCGAGAGCACCGUCAGUUGCUCCUAGAGCUGGCUUGCAGGCCCAGAGGAUGACAUCUCCGCACACAGGCAGGUCCUCAGAAGCAGCGUACGGGCCUCCCAUCAAUGCAGGCCCUGCUGCUGGCAUGGGCGCUGGCGACGCAGACGAUCGAGGAGCAUCGCGAAAGCAAGUUGCACUCUCCGUCAGUACAUGGACGGUGCAGAUCGGAGAGGUGCCCAUCUCGUACGUCUCGCGGGAGAAGUGGAGGGAGCAGUGCCGCCCCGAAAAGGGCAUGCGGCCCGACCUGAUCGACGAGCCGUUCCGAGGCUGCACCCUGCAAGACAGGCACCCCAACGAGCCCAAGGCCACGUACACGGAGCAGGAGAUGCGUAAUCUCUGUCCCACCUGCGGCACUCUGGUGAUCCACUGGGAAACCCACAAGCAGGGAAAGCUGCACCGCGAGCGAUCCAAGGCCAGAGAGUCAAACAGCCACACGCCAGGACCAACACAGCAGGAUGUUGUAGCUGCACUGCGCGUGCUCCAGGCCACGCGGCCCGACAUCAUCGCGGCCUCCCUCGCCGCCAGUGCACCCAACUUGCUCGUGUCUCUGAACAACACCGGGGGCAACAGAGUGUCGCCUCCGAGCGAGAGGAUGAGACGAGGCGCCCGGUCUAGGUCUCCGUCGCCGGACAGGAAGCGACAUGCCACCCGAUGGGAGCCUCCGGCCCAUUAUGACCGCUAUGACGAGGCUGCUCGAGCUCCAGCUCGUACGAGCAUCCCCAAGGGUGCAGCUUCCAGGGCUGGUCCUGGGCCAAUGCAGCCGAUGUACGACGAGCCACCGCACGGACCAGGCCGCAACUACCCAUCUGGCUCAUACUCGUGGCGAUAAGCAGACAUGUAGACACGUCGCACCACAUCACUGUCUUCACCCCAGAAUUUUCACUCUGUAUUGCACUCUUGGUCCAUGUGCUGAACCCUAAAAUAAAGCUUUCUUCUCUUCAC
Dermacentor silvarum is the source of this 1404-nucleotide messenger RNA. RefSeq lists its product as uncharacterized. The transcript is spliced from 4 exons. The record is from RefSeq and is a predicted model, not a curated record. Lineage: Eukaryota; Metazoa; Arthropoda; Arachnida; Ixodida; Ixodidae. The coding region runs from base 197 to 1291 and encodes 364 amino acids.